This is a messenger RNA of Dermacentor silvarum, 12169 nucleotides long. Its product is annotated as double-stranded RNA-specific adenosine deaminase-like. Gene Ontology annotation, biological process: RNA processing; adenosine to inosine editing. The transcript is spliced from 9 exons. Gene Ontology annotation, cellular component: cytoplasm; nucleolus. Gene Ontology annotation, molecular function: double-stranded RNA binding; tRNA-specific adenosine deaminase activity; double-stranded RNA adenosine deaminase activity. NCBI's taxonomy places the organism in Eukaryota, Metazoa, Arthropoda, Arachnida, Ixodida, Ixodidae. The record is from RefSeq and is a predicted model, not a curated record. Bases 139 to 1857 code for a protein of 572 amino acids.
GAGGAGGGCCCAAGGGACCCCCGAAGCCAGCAAGGCAGCCCCUUCCCCCCCACGAACUGCUGCGGCUGAGCAACACCUUCGCGCAGAUGAUGAUGCAACAGCAGGCCGCCGCAGCGGCGGCUGGCAUGGCGGCGGCCAAUGGUGGGGUCAUGCCACCGCAGGCCUCGCCAGCCUCCGUGGCAGCCGCGGCAGCCAACCUCAAGAUCACCCAAGUCAGUGGUGUCGCAGUCACUAGAGGUUAGCUACGGGCAGCAACAGCAGCCGCAGCAGCAGCAGAGCAGCAACGGCAGCGAUGCCGGCAGCAAUGGGACUGCGAGGGAAGAGGCACCUGCGCCCGCGCCGGCUCCGGCGCCCCCGUCCAACCCACCGGGACCGCAGAGCAUUUCUAAGUUCCCCAGCUACGCGUCCCUGACCAAGAACCCCGUGAGCGCGUUCCACGAGUUUGGCCAGAUGCAGCACGUCGAGGCCAAGAUUGACAUCGUGGCCACAGAUGGCCCACCCCACAACCCAAGGUUCAAAGCAGUUGCAUUUUUGGACAAGAAACCUGUGGCCGAGGCCUGGGACAAGACCAAGAAGGAGGCCAAGCACCAGGCCGCCGAACUCGCCUUCCGCAAGCUGGUGGCGAGCGGCGCCCUCGCUUCCGACGUCCCCUCCCCAGAGACGGACAUCCUGAGCAGUCAGGAUGAGAGCAUCCCCAUGUUUGAUAUUAUUGCUGCCCUGAGUCACCGCGAGUUCAGCCAGAAAGUGCUGGAGGUGCCCGAAUACGUGGGCGGCCGCAAAGUGCUCGCCGCCCUAGUCAUGAAGACCGGAGCCUCCGACCGGGGCACUGUGGUCUGCUUCGGCACAGGGAGCCGAUGCAUCACUGGCGAACAGCUAAGCCAGGAUGGAACCGUGGUGAACGAUUCACACGCAGAAGUAAUAACAAGGAGGAGCUUCCUCAGGUUUCUAUACCAGCAGCUCAAGAACUACGGGCCGGGGAAAGAGCAUCCCAUCCUAGAACCCACGGAGGACGGUCAGCGCAUCCGGAUCAAGCCGGACGUCUCUUUCCACUUGUACAUUUCCACCGCGCCCUGCGGCGACGGGGCCCUUUUUGCCCACACGACAAAGCCAGACGACAAGAACAAGACACAGGAUCAGAACAGCGAACAGCAUCACCCACUCUUCACCAAGAGCUGCCAGGGGCUCCUGCGAACAAAGCUGGAAGCAGGCGAAGGCACGGUCCCCGUGGACCUGACUACAGACUACCAGACCUGGGAUGCCAUCCUGCAAGGUGAACGACUGCGUACCAUGUCCUGCAGCGAUAAGAUUGCUCGCUGGAACGUUCUCGGUCUGCAAGGGGCUCUGCUCAGCCACUUUCUGCAGCCUGUCUAUCUGAGCUCCAUCACCCUGGGUAAUCUGUAUCACCACGGGCACCUGUCUCGGGCGGUGUGUUGCCGUCUGGAAGGAGAGCCCGGGCUGGACAGCCUGUUGCCGACACGCUACACCCUGCACCACCCGACACUGGGCUGCGUGAGCGGCCACAACCCGCCCCGCGACACCGAGAAGACCAAGCCCUAUUCCAUCAACUGGUGCGUGGGUGAUGAGCGCCCAGAGGUUACCAACAGUGGCACCGGCAUGCGCCAGGACAGGAGCGGCACCAACCUGGAGUCUCGCGUCUCCAAGGCAUCGCUGUUCUCCCUCUUCAAGGACACGUGCGAGCAGCUGGGCCGCGAGGACCUGCUGUGCAAGACGUACGGCGAGACCAAGGACUCGGCGCUGAGCUACCAGGGCGCCAAGAAGGUGCUCUUCGAGCGCUUCCUCAAGCUGGACCGCGGCCGUUGGGUGCGCAAGCCACCCGAAGAGGAGAUGUUCCACUAGGAUGUUCCUUGUUUCUUUCUUUUCUUUCCUUCUUUUUUUUUCAUUGUCACACAUCAUUACCGUCACUUAUUUUUUUAAGCCGAUGACACAUCGGUUCAUAUUGUCCCGUUGCCAUUAUUUGUGUCGCGUAUCUUUUAUUUUUUUUCCCCCUAGUUUCACAAUUUUCGUCCCUGCUCAUCGCGUCUCGCCGUCGCCAGAGGCAGGAGCUUCUCGUCUCGUGGCCAUAUUACUUUCAUCACUCGCACCAUUCCUUGCGACCAUUUCCGCAGCGCCGCGUGUUCGGAAACUUGCUCUUUGUCGGCACUGUAUGCUUGCUUACCACCCCCCGCCCUCUCUGCUAUAGUUACGCUAAUACUCUGUAUUACUUUUUAGGCCUGCCUGUGAUUCUAGAAGGCAGUGAAAGCAUUCCUCCGCCAUUAUCCUGCAUGCGCCUGUUGGUUCGUUUUACAGCUGUGCUCUACCUUUGUUAGUUUGGGCCCGGAAGCACUUGAAAUGCCCUGUGUACAAAGGGCAGAGGUUGCGCAGGAGACAUCAAGUGCCGAAACUUUCUUCCACCAUCUUUAUACUUGCUCCCGAAGGAACACUUUUGUCCCCCCGGAAGCCUUACGUGUCGGCUGUUUUAUGGUGACACAUCACAGAGCUCUGUUUCACCCAUGAAGAAUGGUUCUAAGGAUAGACAACUGCGCUAAUUUCAGUGGCUUGGCUGGUCAAGGCUGUUGUGAAAAUGGAGCAGCUGGCACUCCAGUGCUCCCAAAUUUCGCGCUGAAUGCUUUCAGCACAUGCCUCUUUUCGUGCGGCAGUGAUGAUGAACAAAUUUUGCUGCUGUACUCGUUAGAUGUUCAUUUUGUUCAGGCACGCGUUUGUCUUUAGAAAGUUUGCCUGCUGGACCUUUUCUUUGCAAAGAGAAGCAGGCAGCUAGGCUGCCACAGAACUUGGUUUGUCUUUGCUAGGCGAUAUCUAGAUCCUGGAACUGUUCCUUUGUUCUUUCUUUUUUUUUUUUCCUCAAAGAACAUGCUCGUUAGAGCGCUCCUCUCCCAGGACUUCUACUUUCCUUAAAUGCAGCGUAAAGGGAACAGCAAGUACUCCUGCACAUAAUCGUUACUUUUAGGCGUCGUGGGGGAUGCGACCCUUUGCACUGGCAAAGGAAAGACAACACACGUCUUGUCUGUCCCCUUCACGUCUUUCUACCCUGCAUUCUUACGAGACUCGCUGGCAUGCUUCCAUUCCACUCCCCCUGCACAUCCACCGGGCAUUGAGUCAAGCAUUUAUAUUAGUCUGUUAGGCAGUUAUCUGCUUGGCUGUCCUGCUGUUAGCAUUUUGACUAGAUGGCCGCAACUGUUCACAUUGCCAUGCAUCCAAUUUGGGCAGCCCGUGUUCCAGGGAAGUCGCACAACCCCGGCGCAGAACCUGCAGUGGCUGCAGUCACACUAGCAUUUUACUGAGUCAUUGGCAUUUACGGCAGGUGUGCUCAGGUUUCAGGCCGCCAGGAAUCGUUGCUGCAGCACUUGCCAAAGUCAAGAUGGCCCCACUUCAAAGCCCCUGCCGGAAUUGCAUUGCCGUUGGUGAAUGACGCUGGCCUCCUUUGUCCUCCUGCCAUUACGCUGCCUCCCUUUCUCUUCUUUUUUUUUGUACUGUAUGUUGCGUGAAUAAGGCAGACGAAUAUCAUUGGCUUUUCCUGAUAAACUACAGGCUUGUUCCGGCUCAAAUUUCCUGCAGAGGCAGCAAAAAUAUGUUACUAUUUCUUGCUAUAAUGUUUAACCACAGUACUUGUCUCUGUAAAUCAAACUGCUUGUCUACUGCGGUGGGAAAAAGUAACUCUCAAGGAAAGGAGCAGUGUGGUCAUGCCCAGUCAGAUGAUCUUUCCGGGGAAAAGUGUACAUGAAAGUGAAAAAUUGUCAUCCACCCUAAUGUGGCACGAAGCUACAACCUUUCCCUUUCACGACACUUCCUUCACCUUGCUGGAUUCCGCAGAAGUGAAUUGCCAAAAAAUCUGCAUGUUUGCUUGACGUGGCCAGAGAUGGAACUUGCCUCCAACUUAUUCUGGACGAAAGUAGCAAGCACUGCAUUGUAAAUGGGAUAAACCCACAGUUUAAUUGGAAGAGCCACUUAUACGUGUCUUCUCUGUUUGCACAACACAUCGUGUGCGUCUGGUACAAAAGACCGGUGGCUGACAUAGCCAACGCAGAUGGCGAGUUUUCGCGAGGUCGCAAGUACAAACGGCAACAGGUGUGAACGAGGAGGGCCCCGUGUAAACAUGGCUGGCCCAAAAUGGUUGGUACCCGGUGUGCUCUUCGAGCCUGGUGUGCCACGCAUGUUGCUGACAGUUGAACCAUGCUAAGCCAUAGGAACUGUAGUGCCGUUUACGACUACAGUCUCGUCGGUGUGAUCUAGGCCGCAGGGCUUCACGUAUGGUUGCAGUGCCAGCGGGGCUUGUCCUACCCAAAAGUAGGCCUAGCGCGUUUGCUCAUUUUGUAAUAAGCCGCUGGGCAGUUGGGGGCACCACCUGUGCCACUCAUGCUGGCGUGGUUUAAGUAGAGGUGGGUCUGUCUACUUGUAAUGUAUUCUGAGAUCGAUCUUGCUACUUUCCCGUUUUGCUCACUGGUUGCUUGAGAAGUUAGCCCCUUUUUCUUUUCUUCUCCAUUUUCCCAACAGAAGUCCAGCAUGUGCUUGAACUCUUGUGCAUUGUGCGAGUCAUGCUUGUCUUGCAUCUUUUCUAUUGCAUUACAUGGUUUGUGAAACAGGAACGCCACUUAUGCUCGUGACGAGGCGCUUUCUGACAGCACGAUGUGCAUUUGAGGCAACGUUCAGUGCUUCUCAGCUCUUGCUCCCUUGUUCUUUUGUUGUUGUUUUUUUUUUUUAAUUUUGCUUGCUUUGUUGUCCUCUGCGCACCUUUUGUACGGCCGACAACGGAGUGGUGUUCCACUUGAACACGACACUGAUGUGUCUCCUCCCCCUCCUUGGGGUGUCAUGAAUGCUACGCUUUGUAAAGGGCUGCUGCCAUUGCCGAAGGCGCUAACCAGUUUCAUCUGCUCAUGGGCUGUCGGCCACUUUUUGUGCCGAUUUAGUCACACUGCAGCCAGCAUGCAGAGUGAUGACCUUGGUCAUUGCAACUUCUUUCUUUCUUCGCCUUUUUGGGUCUUUUGUAUAUAUUUGCUUCUUUCUUUUAGUCACAGUGCAGCUAUUUCACCUUAUGUAUCGCCAUCAUUACUCUCUCACAGUCAUUAUGUUCUGUUGCCAUGUCUAUUCCUAAAGUUGUCACUACUAUUACUUGCGAAAUGGAUUUACGGUGCGAACUGUUCAGCAUGGGUGCCAUCCCAGUGCGUCUUGUCCUUUUUUUUUUUUCCCCUCCUGCGUGUUUGUCACCCUCACGUUGCAUCUUUUUCGUUGUAGCGUCAUUGAUGCCAUUUUAGUUUUUUGCGAGUCGGGCACGACCCGGUCUUAACGUGCAUGGCAUGUUUCAAAGCGCGGCGUUGCACCACGCCAUUUUUUAAUGCCUGGCGGCUCACUGAAGCCGCACAUAUUGUCGCGUUGUACAUAAGCGCGGUGCCGCCGAGCAUCGCUUCCUGUUUUUAGUUAACGCAUCUCUCGCCAUGUCGGCAUAGGCGUUUGACCUUCGUCGUCUAUGUUGCGAUGUUUUGUCGGAUGCAUGGAGACACCGCCCACACUCAUCCCCCGGCGUUGUCGUCAUGCACCAUUUGUUUUUCCCAUUUUGGUUCUGCUAUGCAUUGAUGUCCUUCAUUUUUCCUACGCGCUGGUUUUAUGUAGCGUUGCAGCUUCUGAUUUUUGCUGAGCUCACUGUUCAAGGAAUGUGCGCAGACAAAACUUUUUGCAGCAUUCGUCUUUCUUUAUUUUUUUGCCCCACAUUAAUUGCUGCAAGCGUGAUAGCUGCUCUUAAGACUGAAUGCAGCACUUUUAUUUUACGCAGCGGUGGUUUCAUUACCCCAAACUCUGUGCCCAGUCGCAUUGUGUGUGGUCGCGUCUUGUUUGCCGUAUUAGAAGAUUGUGAUGGUUUUGGCUUCUUCGGCAGUUUCUGUCCUUUUUACGCCACACGGUGGGUUCUCUGAAUGCAUGUUUUGAGUCUUGAGCGGCCCUUUUUUUUUUUGUCAGGCUGAUGGUUUCAUGAUGCACUUCUACGAAACAAGCAAACCUCCAAACAGGAUGUGCCAAAAAGCAAAAAAAAAGAAGCAGCGAAGAGGCGCAGAAGCCCUCGAGUCCUCUCUCGAGGGAGAGAGAAGUCUAAACGUGCCAUCCUUUCCGAGCAGGGGUUGGACAAGGCACGAUAAAACGAAAGUGAUUGAGGUGACCGCCACGGUCGCAGUCUGCAUGGUUGCAAUCGCUGAACGCACCGACAGGGCGCAGUACGGGACAGAGAGAGGUGCGUGGUCUGGUCAGCCGAGAAGGCAAGCAUCAUUUUGUCAAGAGUCGCGGUGCACGUGGCUCCACCAGAUGGUGCCACCGAUUCCCGCCUGCUUGGAAGGCCCAGUGCGCUGCCACCGUCGUGUCGCCGCAUGUGCAGCGGGGAAAAGCACACGGCACACACGGCGGCGUGCUCCAAGAUGGCUGCCGCCACCAGCCACGACCUCCCUUCCUUCGCCGCAUCCGGCGACGUGCGGGUUUGCCGAGAGCAGAACAGAGGCCGGCGACGGCUGCCGCCCGGCCAGUUUCGUCGGCGUCUGACGAGGUACGAGCAAUCGUACGAGCGUAGCAUGCACGUCUGGUGGGGGACUUUGUGCCCCACGGCACACGCGCUUUGUUUUUUCAUUGUACUCGUCGCAUGCACCCCGUGCACAUGAAAAACGGUCGGACAGCAGCAGCAAGAUGAGCUGUGACUGAGUCGUCGGUGCGGAACGCAGGCGGUCUGGACCGGACAUACUUAACAGCGUUAGCGCGGACCCUUCUCCGAGGCAGCAGCCAUCUCUGCUGGAACGCUCGAGCGUAUAUCUUUCACUCUCUCUCUCUCCACUCACCCGCACCCCUCUCUUCUGUGUCAUGUGCACGUGAUGUCUGUGAAUGCUGCUCGUGUUGCUGAUACAUGUACGCCUAGGCAAGGCAUACAUGCAUGCUCUGGCUCUAUUUAACCUGCUCGUUAGUUGCAUGUGUAGCGUUGCGGCCCCCUUCCUCCCAUUUGGGAUGGAGGGGUCCUCUCUGUAGGCAUAAUAAAUGCACCAGUAAGCUUAUACCCUGUCACCAUAUUCUUUCAUCUGCUGCGAUUACGUUUCUCUCACCGUUUGGAUCCCCGAGGAGAAACAGGUUUUGGUUCUCGUGGUCUCACUCUCGUUGCUCUUCGAGGCACCAAGCCUUGAGUCAAGAUUCGUUCGACUGCUGUUUCUAUGCUGCAUCGCUUUCGAAGAGCUUGGUUUGUCUUCUGCGACGGUUGAGUGAGCUCGCUUGGCUCCCUCAGCUCGCUGGGGCCAGGAUCCUAGCGCAAACGGCGGAGCUACUGCCUGUGGACUGAUCACACUGUCGAAUGGACGGUGUCAAUGAGGGCAUUCUGUCGCUUUUCCAUUUCUCAGAAUCUGGCCAAGGCUGUUUGCGUGUAGAGCCUAGUUGCCUUGCUAGCAAAGGGGACCUUUGUCUUCUUCCUCCUCGCGCGUCUUGACUCACUCUUCACUCUAUCUAUCUUUCUCAGUAGUUUUAUCGUUUUUAUUGUAGCUUGUGAUCAUAACCAAUCUCGUGAGUGUUAGUAAGCUCGAACCUAAGCCGACCUAGGGCCGACGUCCGCGACCCCUGUGUAGUUGCGGACAGCGGCGGUAGAUCGUCGCGUCGUUGUAAUCUAGCGAAAGCGCGAUUUAGGAAACAAGGUUCAGUGUCUUCUCGUCUUGUCUGUGCUUUUGUGUGUGUCUUACUGCGCGUGUACACUCUUGCUUGGAAGAGAAAAAAAAUGCGAAUAAGGGAGACAAAACCACUGAAAGCGUAAAACGAAGAACUUGGUUUCGGCAUCGUCGUCUAAACGUUUGGUUGGUGUUGUUAUUCCUUGGUUUCUUCCGGCGUCCGCAUUUCCUGGCUGCUGGCUUUGGUUUUUUGUCGUAGUAUUGUAUUUUUACAACAUUUGUCCUUUUCUUUGCCUUUGCACUCUUCGGACAACUUUCUUGCUUCCUCGGUUUAAUCGUGGAAGGUUGGGAGACGGGUCCGCACGCCGUGGCAGUCGGGCACCUUUGGCAGUCCCCGGCAUGGGUUGCUUUUUUUCUUUAUUCAAUCUGUCUCGUUGUCUACAGCCGACUUGGCGAAUCAAGAACACGAAGAGGCGUGAAGUAGCGCACGCACGCACACUUGCUGCACAUGCACACUGCGUGGACUUCGUUGCAUCAGGCCAGGCAGCAGUGACAUGUGCGCCAAGAGUGAGUGAAGGAACGGAGUCACACCUUCCCGACUUCGAGAAGCCGUCGGCAGUGCAAAACAACCGCUGGGUAACUGCACUCCAAUUCUCCGCAGGAUGAAAGGUCGUCUUGUGUUGCACAGGCCAUGCCUUACAGGAAUCAAAUGCCGUUAGUAGACAUGUUUGGACCUGUACUGGGGAGGGCUACGUGUUUACCGAGCUAACCAGGAUAACAUUGUCGAGCUCAGAUCUGAUAACGACACGUGAGAAUAUGCCCAACAGUGCUAUCUGACUUGUGUGCCUGUGACCAUUGGCACUACAGGCAGGGGUAUGCGCACGCACUGCAGAAAGCGGGCAUGUCGGUCUUCAGGCCAUGUUGACUUUGUGUGCGGGUUGCGUUCUCGGAGCACCCUGUCACGUUCCUUGGUGUAGGCAGGCACUAGAAUACUGGGUACUUCUCAGUAGCUGGCACUUUUUGCUGUGUCUUCAAUGCCUGCUCGCACCCUGGGAGCAAGCAAGCACAUGUGGAAGCGACUCAUGUCCAUCACAAAAUGGAGGACACGGGUGACAUUGUUGAACACGUACUUGAGUGUUGAUACUGACAGAGCUGAGCACUGACCAAUCGAUACAUUACUGAUUAGUACAUAGCUCUGUCCUUGCCUUUCAUCCGGACAAUUGGAACGCAUCCCAAGAAGACUGCCAGUUGCCCGACUCAAGAGACACAAAGCCCGCGUCCGAACCGUGCUGCUGACCUCCCCGUCUCGCAUCUUCCCAACAGGAGUCGUGUAGGCGUGGUCGGAACCAAACUCUUUGCUUUCUUUUUUUUUUCUUUUUUAUCGCUCUCUCUCGCGAGACACUGGUAUAUGCAGUCCACAUUCCGCAGCGGGCACACCCCUGCACGCUCUGUCGACGUUAACACGGGCCCUGUCGUCCCCUGUGACGAUUUCCUUUCUUACUCGCACGCCUCUCGAGGUCGUACGGCAGAAAAGAACAGCCUUGUGCUUCGCUGCCUUAUCGCGGCGACUCGCGGGGCGUGCGAUGUAGAAACCAGGCCCGUGGUGUAACCGACAACAGGAAAGGAAAAAAAAAGGAUGCAGACGAUGUAAGAUGCUGUGAAGUUUCAUCUCCCGUCGUCGUCAUCGUUUAACCACCUGUCUUUCCCCGUCAUCCCUUAGGCUUUUCCUUUUCUUCCUCGGCCUCCCGUCGCCACGUCGUCUCCCAUUAGUUCUCAUUGGCCCCUCACUUAAAACUCAUUCCUUUGGGAGAACCGUAGAAACACACGUUACAAAUUAUUAAAAAAAAAAAUCGAAAACCACUCCUGACUUUCCCCUCCCAUGUCGUGUGCCCCGUUUCUGUGCCAUUUCUUCAUUGAUGGCAUAAUUCACGAUUCUUCAUGAAUCUUAUUUAUAAACCAAGUGCUCCCACCACGCCUCCUACAGCCCUAACUCUGGUCGUCUGUCAGUAGUGGGUCUUGUUCUUUUUUUUUUUUUUCUUUAUUCCAGACCGUCGCUGUCGUGCAGCUAGGUGGGACGACAGGAGAAAAAGACAUUCCAUAACUGACAUGCCUCUGGUGCAUAAGUGUGCCGGACGCCCUGUUCGUCCCAUCUCGGGGCUGUGCUAGCGACGCCCCCACUUUUUGUUUCUCGACUCGACCACCGUUGGCCACUUCUUCUCUGCCUGCGUCUUUGAGUCUUUCUUUCAUCUUGUUUGUAGGCGGCGCUUUGGUUUCGAAACGUCCGUCCCGAAAAGCUUAUCUGUGACCCUUCCUUUUUGUGGGGGGUGUCAUUCUCUGUAUAUAUACAUAUAUAUAUGUACAUAGCCAUAUGUAUAUAUAUGUAUAUAUGCGAGCAGAUGGGAAAGAGGGGUGGAGUUUUGUUCCCUCUGUUUUUCUUCGUUUCGUGUUACAAUUAUUUUGUCACCUCGUCGUGUUUUCGUUGUGUGUCCACCAGGUGUAUUCGUUCUUCAGUGUUCACCUCACGUCUCGGGUAAGAUAUUCCUUGGAACAUACCUGUUUAGAUUUUUUUUUUUGGUAGCGGAGACUGUGACAACCGUCCCACUUGCAGUAACCUUCCGAUUGUUCGGCCCUCCAUUUUUUUUUUGUCUCUUCUUUCCAACAGCUCAGUGCUCCAUCGCCCUGACCAGCACCUGAUGCAGUGUUACCUGGGGACUAACAUUUGAAUGCAUCUUGAGGUCUUAGUCGUAUUUGCAUCACUGAGGAUGGAUGCUGGCGAUCAGCUUUCAUGGUGAGGCAUGUGACCAGCUAAAGUGCGCUGUGUAAUCUUUCUUUUUACGUCGUACAAGUUACGAACAGCAUCAAGGCAGUAUGUAGAUGACCGUGUUAUGUGAUUUGUUAAUGAAGUUUAAUGCUCCCGUGGUGGUGUUGAAGUAAAUAAUUAGGCUGGAAUUGGGCCAGUGAAGAGCUGACAAGAGAAUUAAAAAAAAACACUCGCUCUUAGACUCGUGACUUCUUUUUCAAAAGGCGCUGAUAAGCAAAACGCACCUGCAUUUCACCAUCAUGUUAUGGGCAUUCUGAAGAUGCUGUACAGCGAGUCCACACUGAUGAUUUCUUGCGUGUACGAUCAAGGAUGAAUUUGAGCUUGUGAUCAUACUGGCAACUCAGCAAGGCCACUAAAAUCGCCCCAACCGUUCAAACGAUUGCAGAGGGUUGUUUCAACGAACUUUUACAACUGCAUGCAUUGGUCACAUGCCUUGUCCACAGCCGUCACCCUUUCACAUCACGAUUACACAAUUCUCGCUCACAGAGUAAUGCUUACUUUUUGAAACAGUGGGGGAAUCGUAACUACAGCAAAUGGUCCAACGGCUGGCUGAACGUCGUACAGCGGAGAGCCACAUUUGUUGACGUGUUCCGGGGCACUCUAGAGUGGCCGCUGUGAACUGCGUCAAGGACACUGGUUCCAUCUUUCACCAAGCUGCGCCAUUGUCAAGUCAAGCUUGCAACAAGCCGUCAGUUGUGUGCUAAAUGGGGACACGUUGAACGGGUUCGGCUGCGAAGCAUCUCAUGAGUUGAGCCGCCGUUUACGUAGCCCGUCAUCGCGCCUUUGUGCAGUGGUGUUUCGAGCCAUUGUUGGUCAAAUCUCAGCAAUGCAGCUAGUUUUUCGUUUCAAUCUGAACAAAUCAAGUGCAGCUGUAUAUAAUAAGGCAUUUGUUGUUGAAAAACUGAUAGUGUUGCAAACAAUGCGGAAAGCUGGUACGGUGUUAUCGAUACCUUGAUGGUUUUUUUUUCUAACCCAAUGUCUAAUCGCAUAUGUUCCUCUGAUAAAAUGAAAUUGUGAGUUGAAAAAUUGAUCAAAGCAAAGUUUAAAAGCUAAAAAUGGGACUUGUGUAUUGCCCUCCGAAACCUUCACAGCAUUUUUCAUGACCUGCACAUUUUCCAACUGUGAUCUUGUUCUUUAACUUUUUUUUUUGUCAGUUUUAACAGUGUCUCUGUGUUUUUGUAUGCAUGUGUGUUGCUAGGUUCUUUUUUUUUUCUCUUAAAAACGAGUAAGAAAGAGAAAACAGGUUUGAAAAGGUUUUUCCUUGUAUCUUGUUGGGCUUGUCUCCACAAACCCAUUGCAAUGCUAGUCAUCCAAAAACAGGACAUGGCUGGGACUUGGAAAACUGGUGCGGAAGAGGUGUCAUCUUCGUUUGACGAAUGAUGAUGGUGUUAGUAAACAAAAAACUGCCUCUGAUUUAUGUGCUGUAUUUCUCGUAGACCAUCCUUGUUUUACUUUUUUUGUACUUCGUGUUCUUUCCAUAUUUUUUUUUAAUGGAAAAGAAAGAAAUCUCUGUCAUCACACGUUUCUUUGUUGCGAUCAGGUUUCUCGAACCUGCAGGUUGAAAAAAAAAAGAGCAAAAAAGGAAAACGUGAAAAAUGGAACAAUUGAGAAGCGACACGUUUGAGAACUGUGUACUAGACUUAAAAAGAAAAAAAAAAUACAUCCAUAGUGUUGUGAUAUGUAAACUGAAUAUCCGAAUAAAGGUCACAAAUGCAGUGCA